Molecule: messenger RNA, 685 nt
Organism: Cuscuta campestris
Lineage: Eukaryota; Viridiplantae; Streptophyta; Magnoliopsida; Solanales; Convolvulaceae
Source: the annotation of a GenBank genome assembly
GGCUUUCAUGGAAGAGUCACUGCUUCACUGAGAAUACUAAAUGGGUGUGAAGAAGCUGUCAUAGCCUAUUGAUCUCUUAGUGGAUAAGGGAAUGCAACUCAAUAAAAAGAUCAGGAACACCUGUAACAUCCUCCCACGAUAUACUUCAGUUGAAUAGGAUGAUCAGAUAGGUAAAUCCCCGCUAACUUACAAAUCUAUCUACUUGAAAGGGCCUUAAAUGUGUGCUAGUAGACCUGGGUGUAAACUUAACUACUUCCAGGCCUCCAGGAUCUGCUGAAGGAGAUGCUUAAUACUUAAUAGAAUGAGCUUGAACUAUGUUGAGCGAAUUGGAUGAUCGGGCCGAGGGUGACCCUCUGAAGGUGAAAGUCAACAGACUGGCUUCUACUAGAACUCAACUUCCUUAUUCAUAUUAUUCCCUUCCUUACUGUAAGCCAGAUCGCAUUGUGGACAGUGCAGAAAAUCUUGGCGAGGUUCUUCGGGGUGACCAUAUUGAAAACUCUGUUUAUGAGGUGUUUAUACAGUGUUAGCUAAAAAAAUCAUUAAUUUGAUAUUAUAAGCUCAAUAAAAUUGGCAUUCGUUGGAAAGAUAUUUAAAAUAUGAAUUCAGCGCUAUAUCAGGUUUAAAAUUCUCUAAUUUUGACUAAAACUUUAUUCAUCAUUUCUACGAUUAAAAAUAAACACUUUAU